AUGGCUCGCUUUCUCCAUCGACCUCAUCGUAUUCCUCCCAAGUUACGAGGCAGUAGGCGAAGCGCUGAUGAAUCCCCGGCACCUCCAAUUGGACCCGAACCCUUCCAUCCCAGCCUGGACUACGUGCUGAAAGCUCGGUACAUACUACAGUACAAGGUUGUUCAUGGGAAAGGUCUUCCCCUCGAGAUUGUGGAUUUGAUCAUUGAUGAGGCUGAGUACUGGCCCUCGGUGGAAGUGAUGAUGGACAAGAGAGCGGUAAUUCGUCAAGAUGCGGAUCGGUCGCUGGUGAGAACAUUGCCGUUAUGCUAUGACGAGAAGACCCUUAAAAGUUCAGCACCUGUAAGGCCUUUCCCGCAUAGGUGCACGCAUCCUUGUCGCAAGAUCGUUUUCCACAUCUCUUCACAUGACCAAGGUUGGGGCGGUGAUUAUCGAGGAAGUUACGGAAAAUCAUGGACUUGGUUCGAUGCUGUAGUUAUCCGAGCGGCAUUUAAAAAAAUCCGAGCCUUGGAAGGUACCAACCCUGAGGAUGAUGGUGACGAUAUUGAGGAACGGUCAUUUCCGACGAACUACGGGGAAAUACAUUCUCUUGCCCUACAAUCGAACCGGACUGCGAUCGGCGAGACGGAACCAUACACAAUUGUCUGGCAUUAUCUGGACGACAUCCAGCCAGACUCUGAGCAGGCGCAGGAGAUUCAAGAGAGGCAGGGAAGAGGUCGUUUUACACUUGAUGGGAGUACAGUGCGGGAGCUCCAAGUUGGGGAUGCAAUAUCGAUCUGGGGCCGGACGAGGUUCUCUGGGUGGUCCAACUAUGUAGAUUGGCUGUCAGUCCGGGUGUUCUGGGCAGUGUAA
Molecule: messenger RNA, 849 nt
Organism: Monascus purpureus
Lineage: Eukaryota; Fungi; Ascomycota; Eurotiomycetes; Eurotiales; Aspergillaceae
Source: the annotation of a GenBank genome assembly